AUGUUUGGUUUUCCUUCAUCAUCAAAUCAUCAAGCGAAUAAUAAUAAUAACUCACGACUUAAUAUCAACACAUCACCCAACAAUCCAUUCUCACUAUCAUCGUUGGCUGUUGAUAUUUCUUCAUCAUCAUUUAUACAAUCCCCAACACAGGGAAGUCAUCACAGUGGUGGCACUCCAGAUUGGCUCUCUUCUUCCAUACCAAUGACAUCUCCUUCUGAAAGUCAUCAUUUAAUGGAUAAUUCUCAACAAUUGUUUCAAAAACAUGAUGAUGAUGAAGAACCACAGUGGCUGAGUAACUCUAACGAUCAACACGAGGAUGAUUCUGUCUUUUCUCCUAAUGGUUUACGUGAUGAAGAACAUCAACAUCAAACUAAUACUGUUCACAAUUCUAAACAUCAACAACAUUCUAUUAAAACACCUAAUCACACCCACGAUUCACACCAUCCCUUUGAUAUUUACGAAAUUUACUCUGAUGAGUAUGAUGAAGGUGUUUUAUUAUCAGAAAAUCACUUUUUUAGACAAAUAUUACAUCCAAUUGGUAUGUUUGUUCUUUGA
Naegleria gruberi is the source of this 555-nucleotide messenger RNA. RefSeq lists its product as uncharacterized. NCBI's taxonomy places the organism in Eukaryota, Heterolobosea, Eutetramitea, Acrasida, Naegleriidae. The record is from RefSeq and is a predicted model, not a curated record. The transcript has a single exon. The coding region runs from base 1 to 555 and encodes 184 amino acids.